Molecule: messenger RNA, 1158 nt
Organism: Dentiscutata erythropus
Lineage: Eukaryota; Fungi; Glomeromycota; Glomeromycetes; Diversisporales; Gigasporaceae
Source: the annotation of a GenBank genome assembly
AUGUCUUGGGAUACUCGCAUCACAGAAUUUAUCAAUAUAAUAUCAAAAGAUACAUCAGAAUGCGCUGAACUAAUCGCCGAUUUAAUCACAAGAUAUUUCCCAGAGAAUGAAUCAGAUAUAUUUACACAAUUACCUGAAAGAUCUCAAAACGUAUUUAAGCGUGAUGAAGUUGAAAAAGAGCUUGGUCAAGAUAUAACUAAAGAAAUUAAACAAAAUCUUAUCGAAUAUCGAGAUGCAAGUAGUAAACGAUCAGAAUAUAUGACAAAUUUAGUCAAGCGAUGUGAUAUUUUUUAUAAUAAUUUGAUUACUGGAAAGAAUAAGAAUAACAUAAAUUUAAUUCCUAUUGCUAUCACGUAUUCUAUUAUGCAUCUUGCUAUUUUGAAAGAGAGAAGUACUUAUCAUAAGGAAAUAUACAAAACAAAUAAGUCAGAUGAAACGUAUGAUUCGGAUUUAAAACGAAAAGUUCAAGACAUAGAAACUGAUCAAGCAGCAAUAGCUAGAUAUACAGAAAUGUGUAAUCGAUCAAAUUCACGAUUAUUUAAUGAAGCAAAAGCUGAAUUUAUGAAAAUGUAUAUGAAUACAUUUGCUUUGGAUAAAUUCUUACCUAAUAAUUCAAAUGCACCUACAAUUGCUCCAAAUCGAGAAAUUGGAACCCUCAUUUUUGGAAUUUAUGGAAAUGAUACUUUUCCAGAUGGUGAUCAUGGUCCAGAUGAUCAUGGUAAAUUAAAUCCAUUGGGUGAUGUUAAGCGCGAUGUAAUUACUGGUUUUAAUGUUCAUGCUGGUUUUUACUUGGAUUGUUUAACCGUUAAAUUUAAAAAUCAAGAUGCAUUUAGUGCUGGAAAUGAAAAAGGUGGAGAAGCGACUACUAUUCGAGGUCUUAAUGCGAAACAUAAUUAUGUGAUUGGUGUUGAUGUUUAUUUUAGAGAUGAAGUUGUUAGUGCUAUUCGAUUCUAUAUGUCAGAUGGUCAAAUUACUGAGGUACUUGGAAAUGGUGAAAAAAUUCAAAAAAAAACUGAUCAAGUUAAUUGUGGCCUUUAUCAUACCGAUUUCAAAUUAGUAGGCGUUCAGAUGGCUGAAGCAAAUUCUGAUAAAUAUGCUCAUAACCGAUGUGUUGGCCACAUUUCUUUUAUAUUUGAGCAUAUGCGUAUUGCAGAUUAA